Molecule: messenger RNA, 613 nt
Organism: Cutaneotrichosporon oleaginosum
Lineage: Eukaryota; Fungi; Basidiomycota; Tremellomycetes; Trichosporonales; Trichosporonaceae
Source: RefSeq, a predicted model, not a curated record
UCCCUCUCAUCCCGCACCUCCCUCCGCCCUUGCUCUAUGCAGGCUCUCUUUGUGCGCAGCAAACUCUCAACCUUGCGUACAGUAUGUAUGCAUUCUACAUCUACAGUAUUACUCUGCAUGCUAGUUUCUGUCCAUGUUCCAAGUCCAUGCUGUAUGGGAAGGGAGGAUAGAGGACAGGUGUGGCGCCCGGCGGCCUGGCGUCUGGCGAUCCUACACUACAGUCAUACUCUACAACCUGCGGUACUCGCGCAAUCUUGGACGGUUGAGCGGCACGACAAGCCGCGAUCUAGAUCAAUCCUGCGAGCUAGAUCAAUAGCCGCGCUGCCAGAUGCCAUCUGCGAGCUGCGAGCUGCGAGCUGCCAACAAGGCUGACUGGCAACAAAGUUAGUUGAGGAACAGGCACAAAUCUUCAUCCAUCGUUUCACCUCGACGCCAAUCUCCACACUCCACGCAGCCUCUGUAGCACGCACGCUCAUCCCUCAUCCAACAGCAACAUGGUAUCACUACAGUACAGUAGAUCAAGGUGCAGCUGUGCAACGCGCCACUACCUCACACGCGACCCCCCCCGUGUACAUCUGUGGCGCCGCCCGAGUGGCGCAAGGCAUAUCGUAUC